AUGCCUCUAAACCUCCAGACCACAGUCCCCUGGACGUCGCUUGUCUAUAAGCGUGAUCCAGCUGGGGAAUCUAGGACUUCUAUUGGCAUCACUACCCCACAGAGGGCAGCAAAUCUAGAGCAUAUCCUUGGGGCCCAACAAGAGAUUUCCAACCAAAGAGCCUGCGAAGCCUGCGAAGGACACCCGGAAGACACCCAGAAGACACCUUACGAGAGUUGA
Molecule: messenger RNA, 219 nt
Organism: Penicillium verrucosum
Lineage: Eukaryota; Fungi; Ascomycota; Eurotiomycetes; Eurotiales; Aspergillaceae
Exons: 2
Coding region: 1-219 (72 amino acids)
Source: RefSeq, a predicted model, not a curated record